UAGUGUGUCUCAAAGCGUCGUCAUCGUCGGUGAUCGCGCGGUUGUUGUCGUUGUUGCGCUGUAACGGUUUUUUCAGGCGCUCAGUCUACGCAUUUCAGCGGCCAUUGGCAGUUAAUACAGCUCCCCGCCUCGCCCGCUUUAAGAAACAAACGUGUUAAUAAUAAAUAAAAACAGAUUGAAAUUUUGAAUCCACUACCAAUUAAGAAACCCCAGAAAAAAAACAACAAACAGACAACAAAAUGUAUGUGCCAUUAUAGAAAGCAGGAAAUUUGGAGCAGUAUCAUAGCCACUAAGUAACACCCGGAACUAGAAACAUAUAUAUACACACUCAUAUAUAUGGACUAUAGACAAAUGAUAUAUAAACUUACCUUAGAGCAGAGCGCAUAGAAUUAAAGACGUCGCCUUUUUGGGAACUUCAUAUAACUAUAUAAAGCAACUCAAAACCUCCCACGCACACACACACACACAAACACAUACACAAUGGGCAAAGAUUACUAUAAGACUUUAGGCCUAACAAAAACUGCCACCGAUGAUGAGAUCAAAAAGGCCUACAGAAAACUGGCGUUACGUUAUCAUCCCGAUAAAAAUAAAGCCGCAAAUGCUGAGGAGAAAUUUAAAGAGGUCGCCGAGGCAUACGAAGUGCUCUCGGAUAAGAGCAAGCGCGACAUCUACGAUAAAUAUGGCGAGGAUGGACUGAAGAGUGGCGGCGCUCGCAAUGGCGGUGGCAGUGGCAAAAAUACAUUUACAUAUCAGUUCCAUGGUGAUCCGCGGGCCACAUUUACACAGUUCUUUGGCAACAGCAAUCCGUUUGCCUCGUUCUUUGACAUGGGCGACAAUCUGUUUGAUAAGAAUGUUUUCGAUUUGGAUACGGAACCCGAUUUCUUCUCAUCGCCAUUUGGCGGCCUGGGCUCUAGGCAUGGCCUAGGCAGCGCCUUCAGGCCAUCUUUUAGAUCACACUCCUUCAAUGUGCACACCCCCUUCAAAAAGGAACAGAAACAGGAUCCACCCGUCGAGCAUGAUCUCUAUGUCACACUGGAGGAAAUCUAUCAUGGCUGUGUUAAGAAAAUGAAAAUCUCACGUCGUGUUGUCCAGCCCGAUGGCAGCUCCAAGAAGGAGGACAAAGUCCUGCAAAUAUCUAUUAAACCCGGCUGGAAAUCGGGCACCAAAGUCACGUUCCAGAAGGAGGGCGAUCAGGCGCCCGGCAAAAUACCAGCGGAUAUUGUGUUCAUCAUUCGGGACAAGCCACAUGCCAUGUUCAAGCGCGAGGGCAGCGAUUUGCGAUACACGGCGAGGCUGACGCUCAAGCAGGCGCUCUGCGGCGUUGUCUUUCAAGUUCCUACAAUGUCCGGCGAUAAACUGCGCAUCAGCACCAUGCAGGAGAUCAUCAAGCCGAACACUGUGAAACGCAUCCAGGGCUAUGGAUUACCCUUUCCCAAGGAUACCACGCGCAAGGGCGAUCUGUUGGUUGCCUUCGAUAUACAAUUUCCGGAGAAAUUGACUGCCGCGCAAAAAGAAGUGCUCAGAGACAUGUUAUGAAGAUAUUAAUAAAUGCCGCCUUAACCACGACAACGACUCACUCACAACCCGGCAACAGCUCAGUCUAUCCAGUCUUCUUCUAGUUAGUCAUACUAAAAACUACUACGCAAUCAAAUGCUAUUGUUUUAUCAUCAAACAAAUGAACAUUGAAUGUGUCAUCAUUCAAAUAAUUCGAUAUAUUUCGUUUCGAUGCGCAUUUCAUUUGUGCUGAUAAAAUAUUUUACAAACAUUUGCAUCAUCUAAUAAUGCUCAUUGAACCAAACACGAUAAAAAAAACACACACACACACAACCAACCCCACCAUCAUCAUCAGUUGCAAUAAUACAUAUGUUGACCAUAGUUAUUAUAUCGUAUAAUUCAUAAUUUAUUUGUCUAAAUUAAAGCUACGUAUAAUAAAAACAAACAUGUGAAACACAA
Messenger RNA from Drosophila montana, 1953 nucleotides. RefSeq names its product dnaJ protein homolog 1. Gene Ontology annotation, cellular component: cytosol. Bases 481 to 1536 code for a protein of 351 amino acids. The transcript has 6 exons. Gene Ontology annotation, molecular function: protein-folding chaperone binding. The record is from RefSeq and is a predicted model, not a curated record. Lineage: Eukaryota; Metazoa; Arthropoda; Insecta; Diptera; Drosophilidae.